This is a messenger RNA of Corticium candelabrum, 716 nucleotides long. Its product is annotated as lymphotoxin-alpha-like. The transcript is spliced from 4 exons. Gene Ontology annotation, molecular function: tumor necrosis factor receptor binding. Gene Ontology annotation, cellular component: membrane. The coding region runs from base 1 to 519 and encodes 172 amino acids. Lineage: Eukaryota; Metazoa; Porifera; Homoscleromorpha; Homosclerophorida; Plakinidae. Gene Ontology annotation, biological process: immune response. The record is from RefSeq and is a predicted model, not a curated record.
AUGAGUGAAGAUGUGUUGAAACGUUAUUUUUCUCCAGUCAAGGGACUGGCAGAGAGGAUGAAAGAACUGGAGGAUUGGAAAGAAGAGUGGACAAAGAAUGAGAGUAGAAUGAAUGAGAGUAGAGUGACUGUUGCAGCACAUCUUGUAGGAUCAUCAAGCAAUUGGCAUACUAUAUCAGGUGUGAUAACCUACUGGCAAACAAGCAGUCCAUCAUUCUUACUGGGUGCCAUCACAUACAGCAAUGGAGCUCUUACAAUUCCAUCUGAUGGUGUUUACUAUAUUUAUACACAUCUCUACUUAAAAGCCAAUAGUGGCAGUUAUAAUACACCUUACAUCAGAGUAAAUGGCAAUGUUGUCUUGUAUAUCACAAGCUACCAUCAUCACAGUAAAUACAAAUCCAAGCACGCUGGUCUACUUCAGCAGCUGAAAAAAGGUGAUAGCGUUGACAUAUAUGGUGGAAAAUAUCAACACCACAUGGCCUCUAUUGACUCAGUUUUUGGUAUUUUUAAGAUCAACUAGAAGCAUGUUGUUGAGAAUGAGAAUGUCAAUUAAUUAAGUGAUAAGUGUGAGUGUCAAAUGACUCUCCAUGUGAUCAUGUUUAAUAGUAAUUGUAGUUGUGACUGUGUAUGUUGGACUGUAGUGUGACCAUUCAACCCUAAUUUUUUGUUUGUUUCAUUUCUGUAUUAUGAGCAAUAAAUGUUCAUCUCUUUCUCUCA